This is a messenger RNA of Metopolophium dirhodum (rose-grain aphid), 775 nucleotides long. Its product is annotated as apoptosis regulatory protein Siva-like. Lineage: Eukaryota; Metazoa; Arthropoda; Insecta; Hemiptera; Aphididae. Bases 83 to 520 code for a protein of 145 amino acids. The transcript has 4 exons. Gene Ontology annotation, molecular function: CD27 receptor binding. Gene Ontology annotation, biological process: extrinsic apoptotic signaling pathway. The record is from RefSeq and is a predicted model, not a curated record.
UUUCUGUAGGUACUUACACUAUUUUUUACGAUCUAUAAAAAAAACUAAACUACAAAAUAACAAAUACUAUUUUAACGACGAGAUGAACAAGAGAAAGUAUCCGUAUGGUAUCGAUAUGUGUCCCCAGUUAAAAAUACAUAUUGGAGAGAAACAAGUCGCUAACGGAGUAUUGGGACCAUCCAAAAUGUCGGAAAUUUAUGAAAAGACUAAACGGAUAUUAUUUCAAAGAGCAAGAGCAUCUUUUGAAACAAUAGAUCAGUCUGUGGUUGUGGAUAAAGUUCCAUGCGACAGUAAACCAUCCAAACAAAUGCAGUUAACGUUUGAUGGACAACUCUGCAAGCCUGAUAUUUUAUUUGAAAACUCAAAAGUGUUUAAUUACAAUCAGAAAAAAUGUAACUUUUGUUCAAAAACAGAAAAAUUAGAUUUUUGUGGGAAAUGUGGAGAGGUAUUUUGCAAUAUGUGUUCAUUUUCUUUAUUUUGCGAUGAAGCGAAUAAAAUUUGUUUAACAUGUUAUGAGUAGAAACAUUAAUUUUUAAGAAAGAAUGUGAUAAAUAUUUAUUGAUUUAAAAUUUUAUUAAAGAAUUAUUGUAUAUUUUAUGUAAAUUUUGUUUGUUUUUAUUUUUAAAUGUUCUUUAUAUAACCUAUUUUUAAAUAAUUUUACAUUGAUGUAUAAAAGUAAAUUAUUCAACUGUUUGACUGUUUUUAAAACAUAUUUUCAAGAUAAAUGUAUUAACCUAUUUUCUCAAUAAAGCUAAGAUAAUAUUUUGAAUUUUGC